AUGAAUGCCAUACAACUUUACGUACACAAUUUUAAUUCUCUUGGAAUCCUCUGGGACGCCAUCAUCUGUUUGCGCCGAAUCCUCGUUUGGUCCACUGAUACCUGCACAAAUGUGCGGACUCUGACUGGCCAUCGACGUGGUAUCGCUUGUCUACAGUACCGCGAUCGCCUGGUCGUAUCUGGCAGCUCAGAUAACACGAUUCGCAUCUGGGAUAUUGAGACGGGAGUCUGCUUCCGUGUACUCGAGGGUCAUGAGGAGUUGGUGCGUUGCAUCCGGUUCGAUUCUAAGCGGAUAGUCUCUGGUGCCUAUGAUGGGUUAGUUUUAUCUAAACUUCCUUUAUACUAUCUACUUCUUCAACACAUCUUGUAUUCUGUUCUAGAUAUAUUUAUGUGA
This is a messenger RNA of Protopolystoma xenopodis, 393 nucleotides long. Lineage: Eukaryota; Metazoa; Platyhelminthes; Monogenea; Polystomatidea; Polystomatidae. The record is from the annotation of a GenBank genome assembly.